AUGAAGUUAAAAAGGGCAGUGGCCAUUUUAGGCUCUUGUAUGAUAAUAUUAGUGAUAUUUAUGAUAUAUUCUGCUAAAGACCUUAGUGGAUUUCCUAGUAGAAAAUCUUCCAUUUUGCAAGAUUUUCAGGAUAAUAAAUUGCUGCAUUUUGAGGAUAAAAUAAAGCAGCUAGAAGUUAAUUUGAACAAACACCAAGAUGAUGUCUAUGAAAUAAAAGCAGCAAUGAAGAAUAUUUUGCGUCCGCCUGCCAAUGUCAAUUCACAGAUGAACAGGCAUGUGCCUUCAAAUUUGGACGUCCCAAGAACAAAUUAUUUGGCUAUAUCUGAAGUUAGAUACAAUAGCAGCUGUUCUAUUCAAGUCAAGGUUGCUCCCAGAACGGAUGUGCAAAUGUUGGAAUUGUAUAAAGUGUUGAAUUUUGAUAAUCCUGACGGUGGGGUUUGGAAACAAGGGUGGAGAAUUGAGGUGGAUGAGAAAGAUUGGAAUAGACAUAAUAAAUUGAAGGUGUUUGUUGUACCCCAUUCCCACAACGAUCCAGGCUGGAUCAAGACCGUCGAAGAGUAUUAUGCGACUCAGACAAAGCAUAUCUUAGAUAACAUGCUGAACAAGUUACCAGAAGAUCCUAGGAGAAAGUUCAUAUGGGCGGAAAUAUCCUAUUUUUCCAUGUGGUGGGCUGAUCUCGAUGAGGAUGACAGGGAAAAAGUCAAAAGGUUACUAAAAAAUAAUCAACUCGAGAUAGUGACCGGUGGAUGGGUGAUGAACGAUGAAGCGAACUCCCAUUGGAUGUCGAUAAUGUACCAACUGACAGAAGGUCAUCAAUGGCUUCAGAAGAACCUGAAUUACACCCCUGUGAGUCACUGGUCUAUUGAUGCUUUCGGAUUGAGUCUGACGCAGCCUGUGCUGCUCAAAAAUAUGGGCUUGCAGAAUAUGUUGAUACAGAGAGUUCACUAUUCGGUUAAAAAACAUUUGGCCAGUCAACGGCAGUUGGAAUUCAGAUGGAGGCAAUUGUGGGAUGGCACCGGUAAUACGGAUAUGUUUACACACAUGAUGCCUUUCUAUUCGUACGAUGUCCCGCACACAUGUGGACCAGAUCCAAAAAUAUGUUGUCAGUUUGACUUCAAAAGACUGCAAAACCACGGAUUUCAUUGCCCUUGGAGAGUGCCACCUCAGGUGAUAACAGAUCAUAAUGUAGCUGAAAGAGCCCAACUUCUACUAGACCAGUACAGAAAAAAGUCGAAACUGUUCAAGACCAAUGUUGUUCUGGCACCAUUAGGAGAUGAUUUCAGAUAUGACCAUCCCACUGAGUGGGAUGUACAAUACAGCAACUACCAAAGGUUAUUCGAUUAUCUGAAUUCGAAUUUGCAGUUGAAUGUGAAGGCUCAAUUCGGUACACUGUCCGAUUAUUUUGCUGAAGUACGAAAAGAAAAGGAAAUGGCUGAUUUUCCUGUAUUGUCCGGUGACUUUUUCACUUAUGCUGAUAGAGAUGAUCAUUAUUGGAGCGGAUAUUAUACAUCUAGACCUUUUUAUAAACGAAUGGACAGAAUUUUGCUGUCAUACGUUAGAGCUGCUGAAUCCAUUCUAGCCUUGACACAUCUGAAUUCAAACAAAAUUUCUUCUUGGCUUAAGGAUAGUAAAAAUGGACUUGAAACAAUUCUCACCAAUGCUCGACAAUCUCUUUCCCUAUUUCAGCACCAUGAUGGUAUUACUGGCACAGCCAAAGAUCAUGUCGUCAUAGACUAUGCAAGAAAGAUGCUCAGAGCUAUCAGUGGUUGUCAGAAGGUAAUUCAACUUUGUACGCACAUCAUGCUGAAUGGUGUGGAUAACGAGUUGCCGAACAAAGAUACGAGUUAUUACAAUGUGGAUGACGUCAGACAUUCUCAUGAUGCCCUGCCGGAACAUUAUCAAAUAACUAUCGGUGUUCCGGAAAUGACUACGAAGAAAGUGGCCAUUUACAAUUCUCUCACUUCUGCAAGGCACGAAGUGGUCACUUUCCAUGUGUCAACGCCGUUUAUUGAGGUGACUGAUUUUCAUGGAAAACGAAUAAUAUGUCAGGUUUCGCCAAUCUUUGAACAUGCUUCUUCAAUGUCAUUGACUAAAUAUAGAUUGUCAUUUGUAGUUGACAUACCUCCCCUUGCUGUUGUCAGUUACAAAGUGAAAGCAUUGUUUGAAUCAGAGGUUCCAAGGGAAACUGUGUACUCCAAUGUAAAAAUCUUCAACCAUUAUGGAGUGAUUCAGUCUCCGAAUGGUUUUCAGCCAGAGGUAUCGGCCAGUUCGAGUGAAUUCACAUUACACAAUGAGAUAUUAACUGCUUCAUUCAGUUCCAUUGGUUUGUUGAAAUCAUUGAGAGUUGGCACUACGACAGUUCCCGUUCAUUUGGAUUUUGCAAGAUAUGGAGUGAGGAUGAAAGCAAAUUCUGAAAGAAGUGGUGCCUAUUUGUUCUUACCAGACGGAGAAGCUGUGCCGAUUCAAACUGAAAAUGUGAUAGUAAACUUAAUUGAAGGUCCAGUGUUAUCAUCAGUUUUUGUGCAGCUACCGUACGUUCAGCAUUCUGUAUCAAUUUAUAAUUCAACAGGUGCGGACAGUCUUGGAAUAGAAAUUGAGAAUACUGUUGAUAUUGAGAAAACCAAUAAUUUUGAAUUAGUUAUGAGGUUAUCAACGAAUAUUAACAGUUUUGAUGAAUUUUUCACAGAUGUCAAUGGUUAUCAAAUUAUGAGGCGGAAAUGUUUCAAAAAACUUCCCCUGCAAGCCAACUACUAUCCCAUGCCCGCGACGGCUUACAUCGAAGACAAAAACAUGCGCCUGACUGUCACUUCGAGCAGCCCUUUAGGUUGCAGUUCCUUGUCGGCCGGGCAAAUAGAGGUUAUGUUGGAUCGGCGACUCAGUCAAGAUGACAACUUGGGUCUCGGCCAAGGGGUAUUCGACAAUCAUCCUACCAGACACAACUUUAGGAUACUGCUGGAGAAAAAAAAUCCAAGCUGUCAGGCAGCUACAGAAAACCAUCCAGCAGGUUUUCCAACCGUAUCUGCUCACGUGGCCUCGCAAAGCUUGCUUAACCCACUCAUAAGGAUGAUCAAAUGCGAUGAUGAUGAUGACGAUAAUACCAUGGAAGGCGUUUAUACGUCUACAAAAGAAGAAGUGGGUGUAGAUAUACUGAUGCCGUCUCUCAGAAGUAAUAUUCACGUUAAAGGCAGCAGCCAUCUUGGAGCGGUUAUCUAUCGGCAAUUUCUGGACGUCUGUUUUGCUGACGAGAGUGUACUUCAACGGUUUCCUUUAAGCGAUGGAACGUUGAAUAUCAGCAGUUUGCUGCCAUUAGAUGCAAAGAAGAAAGUCUAUGAAACUGCGUUGUCAUUCACUUCAGUUAGGAAGGAGAUAAAUUGGAGAGAAAAUUUGCAAUUAUGUCCUAUGGACAUGCGAGCAUAUAUAUUUUCAGAAAAUACAUGA
Molecule: messenger RNA, 3438 nt
Organism: Phaedon cochleariae (mustard beetle)
Lineage: Eukaryota; Metazoa; Arthropoda; Insecta; Coleoptera; Chrysomelidae
Source: the annotation of a GenBank genome assembly